AUGUCACUGCAGGAAGCUUCAGACGCUCGAAAAGCGCGUUUAAUCGCCCUAAGAAACCGCAAGGAGGGCAUAUCAACUGCAGCAAAUGGAGAUUCUGUGCUUCUCAGCAGGAAUUAUGACCCAGAGACAAGGACGUUGAAGAAACACUCAAAAAAUGACGUCCUGACAACAGACACCGUUGAGAAAGCUAUUGAAGGAGUAGCUGAAAUGAUCAUUGCCGAGGAUGAGCGGCAGCGUGCCCAAGAACUUGACGUGUUCAACAUCGCCCCAAAACGGCCAAACUGGGAUUUAAAGCGCGAAAUGGAAAAGAAACUUGCGAAGCUGGAGCGAAAGACUCAAGAAGCUGUCCAUACUCUCAUCCGGCAGAGACUUGCUUCUCAAAAAGGGCAGUCGGACGACAUUCUAGGGGCAAUGAAUGCGCAAGAGAAAGCAUUGGAUGUUGAUGACCAGCCGUCAGACGAGGAUGAAUGA
This is a messenger RNA of Suillus clintonianus, 471 nucleotides long. Its product is annotated as mRNA splicing factor. The record is from RefSeq and is a predicted model, not a curated record. NCBI's taxonomy places the organism in Eukaryota, Fungi, Basidiomycota, Agaricomycetes, Boletales, Suillaceae. The coding region runs from base 1 to 471 and encodes 156 amino acids. Gene Ontology annotation, cellular component: post-mRNA release spliceosomal complex; U2-type spliceosomal complex. The transcript is spliced from 4 exons.